This is a messenger RNA of Pseudoliparis swirei, 4935 nucleotides long. RefSeq names its product unc-5 netrin receptor Cb (gene unc5cb). The transcript has 17 exons. Gene Ontology annotation, cellular component: membrane. Gene Ontology annotation, biological process: netrin-activated signaling pathway. Lineage: Eukaryota; Metazoa; Chordata; Actinopteri; Perciformes; Liparidae. Gene Ontology annotation, molecular function: netrin receptor activity; protein binding. The record is from RefSeq and is a predicted model, not a curated record. The coding region runs from base 397 to 3267 and encodes 956 amino acids.
UGAAAGGUGCGACGGAGAGUGGACUCACCGGAGGACUCUGAUGUUGUGUGUGUGGGACCAUUCGGAGCAUGCAUUUGUCAUCAAGUCAUCGAUCCACACCUCUAGACCAACCAAGUGAAGCUUUCAAGGGAAAAGCCAACGGGGAUUGAUUCUAAUGCUACGGAGGGCGAUGCACGCGCCUCUUGUUCCUUUUAAACUGUCCCAGUUUACAUGACUGCUAAAAAAACAAACAGAAAACACAGCGCUGGAUAUAUUUCCCGCAAAGACAUUUUUUUUUGUUUGCGCGCGGAGUUUUGGAGGGGGGGAGGCAUUUUCCGACUGCGGCGCGCCAACAGCGAGCGACGCCGCUGCGCGUCUGAGCGCAUUCUGUCAGAGACUCGGACUUGACUCCUCAUCAUGGGGCACGGCGCGCACCCCGGGAGACCGGGAGGAAGAGGCGCGAGGUCCUCGCCCCAGAUGCUGACCGUGUCUUGGCUGUUGCUCAUCCUCCUGAUGCAUGUCGGAGUGGCUCAAGUUGAGGAUGAAUUCCUUGGACUCGGUGAUCUGCCGGAAACCUUCCCUUCAGAUCCGCCCGAGCCGCUGCCAGUGUUCUUGAUGGAACCGGAGGAGGCCUAUAUUGUGAAGAACAAGCCGGUCAACCUGUACUGCAAGGCCACGCCUGCCACCCAGAUCUACUUCAAGUGCAACAGCGAGUGGGUUCACCAGAAGGAGCACACUGUGGAGGAGCGGGUUGACGAGAACUCUGGACUGGUAGUGAGAGAGGCCAGCAUCGAGAUCACUCGACAGCAGGUGGAGGAGUUGUUUGGGCCCGAGGACUUCUGGUGUCAGUGUGUUGCCUGGAGCUCUGCAGGGACCACCAAGAGCCGCAAAGCCCACGUCCGCAUCGCUUACCUGAGGAAGACGUUUGACCAGGAACCUCUUGGAAAGGAAGUGUCACUCGAACAGGAAGUGUUGCUCCAAUGUCGCCCACCUGAAGGCAUCCCAGCUGCUGAGGUGGAGUGGUUAAAGAACGAGGAAGUUAUUGAUCCUGCAGAUGACAGAAACUUUUACAUCACCAUCGAUCACAACCUGAUCAUCAAACAGGCCCGCCUCUCUGACACCGCCAACUACACCUGUGUCGCUAAGAACAUUGUGGCCAAGAGACGCAGCACCACCGCCACGGUCAUCGUCUAUGUGAACGGCGGUUGGUCGACAUGGACAGAGUGGUCAGUGUGUAACAGCCGCUGUGGCCGCGGUUACCAGAAACGCACUCGCAGCUGUACCAACCCCGCCCCACUCAACGGCGGCGCCAUCUGCGACGGGCAAGGCAUCCAGAAGCUGCCGUGCAAUCCUCUCUGCCCAGUGGAUGGCCUGUGGACCGAGUGGAGUAAGUGGUCCACCUGUGGGACAGAGUGCACCCACUGGAGAAGGAGAGAAUGCAGCGUUCCAGCACCCAAAAACGGGGGGAAGGACUGUGAGGGCAUGGUGCUCCAGUCCAAGAACUGCACCGAUGGGAUGUGCAUGCAGAGUUCCUUAUAUCAGAAGUCCUCUGAGGCAAAAGACAAGAGUGAUUUUGGAAAUCCAUUGGCCCCCAGUACAGAUGAUGUCGCUCUGUAUGUGGGUAUCGUCAUAGCGGUGAUCAUGUGCCUGGUUAUCUCGGUCGUCGUGGCGCUCUUCAUCUACAGGAAGAACCACCGUGACUUUGAUUCUGACAUCAUUGAUUCCUCCGCCCUCAAUGGAGGUUUCCAGCCAGUCAGCAUCAAGACCGCCCGCAAAGCUGAUCUCCUCACAUCACCCCCCGACCUGACCUCAGCGGCCGCCAUGUACCGUGGUCCCGUGUACGCCCUCCAUGAUGUGGCCGAUAAAAUCCCCAUGACUAAUUCCCCUCUGCUGGACCCUCUUCCCAACCUGAAGAUUAAGGUGUACAACUCCUCUGGCUUAGUGACCCCACAAGAUGACCUGGGAGGGGAAUUUUCCUCUAAACUGUCACCGAAGGUACCGCACUGCCUCCUGGACAACAACGAUUGCACGAUGGGCCGUCGCACACAGACCCAGACGUUGCUCCGCUCUCGCGAUCCGUCCUGCACCGCGCUGGGCUCCAUCAGCUCUCAGGGAGGGCACCUCAUUGUGCCCAACUCAGGCGUGAGUCUGCUUAUUCCAGCAGGGGCCAUUCCUCAGGGCAGAGUGUAUGAGAUGUAUGUGACGGUUCAAAGGAAGGACAACAUGAGGCCCUCGGUGGAAGAUGGCCAAACAGUGCUGAGCCCUGUGGUGAGCUGUGGGCCCCACGGGGCCUUGUUUACUCGGCCCCUCAUCAUCACCAUGCACCACUGUGCCGUGUUUGACGGCCAACAGGACUGGCUGAUCCAACUCAAGAGCCAGUCACAGCAGAACCACUGGGAGGAUGUGGUGGUGGUAGGAGAGGAAAACUUCACCACGCCGUGCUACAUCCAAAUGGAUGAUGAGUCCUGCCACAUCCUGACGGAGACUCUGGGAACCUCCUGCCUCGUGGGCCAAUCUCUCAGCGCUGCAACCACCAAGCGCCUCAAACUAGCCAUCUUCGGCCCUGUCACCUGCCCAGCCAUGGAAUACCACAUCCGAGUCUACUGCCUGGACGACACACAGGACGCGUUCAAGGAAGUCUUACAGAUGGAGAAGCAAAUGGGUGGAAAGUUGUUGGAUGAACCAAAGUCUCUCAACUUUAAAGACAGCACCCACAACCUACGACUUUCCAUUCACGAUGUCCCCCACACGUUGUGGAAAAGCAAACUGCUCGCCAAGUACCAGGAGCUUUCCUUUCAGCAGGUGUGGUGCGGCUCACAGAGAAACCUCCACUGUUGCUUCACCCUGGAGCGCUUCUCUUCCAGCACGGUGGACCUGGCCUGUAAGAUAUGUGUGCGCCAGGUGGAGGGAGAAGGACAGAUCUUUCAGCUGGACACGACACUCUCAGAGGAUUCCCAGAGUAUUGACACGUCUCUGCUGGACCCGGCCAGUAACAUCACCACACUGGUGGGGCCCAAUGCCUUCCGCAUCCCGGUCUCCAUCCGACAAAAGUUGUGUGGCAGUCUGGAUGCACCACAGACCCGGGGCAAUGACUGGAGGAUGUUGGCCCACAAACUUAACCUUGACAGGUAUCUUAACUACUUUGCCACCAAAUCCAGUCCCACGGGAGUGAUCCUCGACUUGUGGGAGGCCCAGCAUUUUCCUGACGGCAACCUCGGCCGUCUGGCCCAGGUGCUGGAGGAGAUGGGACGCCAUGACAGCCUUGUUCCUUUAGCGACUGAACACUGACAUCUGCCCACCAGAGAGUGAGACAUUCCGGGGGAAAGAAGACAUAAAAAGCAUCACCAUGACAAUUGCAGAUGCACCGCUCACAGGUAGUGUGUGUGUGAGUGUGUGCACACUCGGAGAAGUAAGAAAAAAUAAAGUGCGAGGUCUACUCAGCCGUGACCCAGUUAAACAUUGGCAACAAAGGGUGUAAAAACUUGGAGGCUAAACAAGAUUCUCUGUCAUUUCUCUCUGGCUGCUCCUCUCUCUCUCCCCUUCUGGUACAACAACUUGAUAUUUUUGGCCCUUGUUUCCUUGGAAACAGCUGUCCGGUUACUUGGAUAGACUAUGUGGAUGAUGCCCUUGCCAUAGACAACAGUCUAAGAAGUGUGACACUAUCAAAGGUCAAAGAAGCAAAGAAACGCUGCUUGGAUCAAAGGAAACAUAUCUCAUUCUCAACAAAAAAAACAGUCUCCAUAGCAACCCCAUGGAUGAGUAUGUGUCCUGUGAUAACAUAGUAUUUAAUAAUAUGCCUAUUUAUACAUAUCUUUUUUUUAUUUGAUGCUGCCUGUUAGGGAAUACUUUGCAGUGUCCUGGCAUUUCGUUUCCUGUUCCAUCCAGUUUGACUGUAUAAUAGCGCCUCCAGCUGGACUCUUGCAGUAAUGACUCCUUUACGUGUACAGAGGGAAAUCAAUAAUGUAACCAUUUUACAGCUUAAGUCUUGCUGUCGUAACUACUUUUAAUGCGUUCUAUUCAUGUCAUGUAUAAUUAAUGAUUUUCAAUUAUGUGUGCUUUUUUUACGUGAUUAUUUUUUUAGAUCCUUGAAAUAUUUUUGAUAAGUUGCAUUGGUUAUGAUUCUUCUUUUCUUUUCUUUGCAUGUUUAUUAUCAGGUCAUUUGGCUAAUUACAUCAAUUUCUCGCCCCUAAAUAAAUGGUGGCCGAGACAUUAUUACCAUACUGAAUAAAUUCAUGAUUGAUGCUGAUGAUUUGUAUGUUGUUCACGAUGAUACCAUCAACAUCGAAGAGACUAGUCAGAGAGGAGAGGUGGGAACUGUAGAAAGGGAAUCAAAUAAAUAUAUUUUUGUAGGACCAAUGCAACGGAAUAAAACUGCUUUGUACCAAAUAAUUGACAGACAGUGUAUGAGGUCAACCGGAGAGCGGUCAUCUAACUAUAUUGCACGCCAUUUAAAAGUGUCAUUUAUUGUGUUCAGAACCAAAUGACACUCAUCUGUAAUUUUGGAGAACAGACUCAGACUUCUGUGUUUGUGUAUUAAUGACAGAAGCCGUCAGUGUUGUGAUGACACUGAAUGUGUGCGUAAAAAUAUCUUGAUAGUUGUAAACGCAACAUUCCCUUGAUGCAGCCACACUGGAGUGUUUCAAGUGUUCUUGUUUGGCUCUUGGUUUUAUUUUGUUCUUUUAAUGGCAGUUGUCCCAGUUUUCGUAAAGCCGUCUAUGCAAACUUUGCAUCUCUCUGAAACAAUCUUUACAUUCUCAGUGGGCUCGCCUUUUGCAUUCCCUAGUUGUUCUUCAGCUUCACGAUUAUUAUUGUGUAUAGUGAGAAUGUAGCCUGUCUGUUUCUGCCACUCAUGAUGUUCCUCGCAACUGCUUGCAUUUCAUCUGUCAAGUUAUUGUACAAAGUGUAAGAAAGAAUUUUUAAGACUAAUAAUAAAUUAUAUUUAUAUGCAACAUUGAA